Ogataea angusta is the source of this 1632-nucleotide messenger RNA. RefSeq lists its product as uncharacterized. The transcript has a single exon. Gene Ontology annotation, cellular component: phosphopantothenoylcysteine decarboxylase complex. Gene Ontology annotation, molecular function: phosphopantothenoylcysteine decarboxylase activity; FMN binding. The record is from RefSeq and is a predicted model, not a curated record. Bases 1 to 1632 code for a protein of 543 amino acids. Gene Ontology annotation, biological process: coenzyme A biosynthetic process. NCBI's taxonomy places the organism in Eukaryota, Fungi, Ascomycota, Pichiomycetes, Pichiales, Pichiaceae.
AUGUCAGAAGAUUAUGAAAACUCUAAUCAUUUAGUGGGGAAAUUGCCACAGGACGAAUUGAAGAUGACAAGUUCGACAACCUAUGAGAGCACAGAUGCUGUGACAGCAUCGAAGAAACUGAAGUCGAAGCCAACAUCCAAACGAUUGAAUGAUGAUAAUUCGCCAGCAGUCAUUGCAAUGUCCAAUUUGAGAUGUCCCUCCCCUCCGCCUAUUCUUCAGCAUCCCGCUUUUCCGUCACAAGCACAUCAAUCAGUACGGCCAUCUGCCAAAGAAGGCGAACCUUUUUCUGGAGCGACGUCGAACUCUUCACAGCAAGACUCGGUGGACUCCUUGCCUCCGUCUGAUACCGCGUCUCCGGCAGUCGACUCUUCAGUUGGUAGAAAUGGGGCUUUAGGAGUAGGUGGGUCUGCUAAAUUCCAGGAGCAAGGAUUAAAUGUAUCCAGAUUAACGGAGUCUCUCAGGAAGACUUCUGCCAAACACGAAGGGCCGCGUUCUAACUCACCUAUAGUGAGACAUGAGGAAGAUGAUAUUCUUGCAAUGCCAGCUCCACAACAUCAGCGAACCACAUCUAUGCAUGCUCACUUUUCUGUUGAAGAUAUCAUGAAACAUCCUAAUGCUCGAUCGAGAUCUGGUUCAGCAUCUACUAAUGAUUUAGAGGCUCCGCAUCAUAUUGUUCCACCAUUGCCUCAGAUAAAGCCCAACGAAAUUGCACACCCGGCAACAUCUGUUCCGACGACCUCAACAGAUGUGCACUUGAGAUUACCUCAGGAUGAUGGCAAAUUACAUAUCCUUUUCGGUGCUUGCGGGUCUGUUUCAAUCAAGAAAACGCGACUGAUCAUCAACAAACUCGAACAAAUUUACAAAGACAAUGUAUCUAUUCAAUUAAUCCUGACGAAAGCUGCGGAGCAUUUUGUAUCAAGGGGUGAAUUUCCAGCCAAUGUACAGAUAUGGAGAGACAAAGAUGAAUGGUCCGUUUGGAAUAGCAGGACAGAUCCCGUUCUUCAUAUUGAACUAAGGCGAUGGGCAGAUGUUUUGAUUAUAGCUCCUCUGAGCGCUAAUACCAUGUCCAAGAUUGCCAUGGGUUUAUGCGACAAUCUUUUGACGAACGUUGUUAGGGCAUGGAAUACCCAAUAUCCAAUUAUCCUUGCACCAGCUAUGGUCUCCUUCGCGUACACAUCGCCUGUCACCAAAAGACAUGCAAAAACAAUCAAAGAAGAUAUGAAGUGGAUAGAAAUUUUGAAGCCGACAGAAAAGGUUGUCAGCAGCUAUGGAGAAAUAGGGAUGGGUGGAAUGAUGGACUGGAAUGAGAUUGUCGAUAAAAUUGUUCAGAAAUUGGGAGGAUAUCCUGAAGAUGAAGAUGACGAGGACGAUGAGGGCGAGGAAGAUGUAAAACGCGGUGAAGACGAAGAAGAUGAAGGAGACGAAGAAGAUGAAGAAAAAGAUGAAGAAGAAGAAGAAGACGACGAUGAUGACGACGAUGAUGGUGAGAAUGCAGGGGAGUCAGGAGAGCAGAACGAGCCGCCGUUGAUAAGUGGUAUAAGGAAGUUAACUGUUGCGGAAGAGGAUGAACUUAGCGAAGCGAUAGAAAAAGGCAAAUACUCGGGUUCAUCAAACAACAAGAUCAUUCAAUGA